Malus domestica (apple) is the source of this 1276-nucleotide messenger RNA. RefSeq names its product GDSL esterase/lipase At2g04570-like. Gene Ontology annotation, molecular function: hydrolase activity, acting on ester bonds. The record is from RefSeq and is a predicted model, not a curated record. NCBI's taxonomy places the organism in Eukaryota, Viridiplantae, Streptophyta, Magnoliopsida, Rosales, Rosaceae.
UACACGAGAAGCUCCCCUCCUCAUUCCAUGUAAUUCUUAAUAGGCAAAGCAGCUGAUCAUGGCAUACAUGCACAUUUCAUGGCUUCUUCUAAUUCAAUGCCUACUUCUGGUCACCAGAAUUGGUGCCAAAGUUCCAGCAAUCAUUGUGUUCGGAGACUCAUCGGUCGAUGCUGGGAACAACAACCAGAUUCCCACAAUUGCCAGGAGCAACUUUCCGCCUUAUGGCCGUGACUUUGCCGGUGGCAAGCCUACUGGGAGAUUCUCUAAUGGCAGAGUUCCCACGGACUUCAUCUCCGAAGCUUUUGGACUCAAACCAUUCGUACCUGCCUACUUGGAUCCUACUUAUAACAUAUCAGAUUUUGCAACUGGAGUCACCUUUGCUUCUGCUGGCACUGGCUACGACACAGCAACUUCAGAUGUGCUAUCUGUGAUACCACUAUGGAAGCAAGUGCAGUACUACAAGGAAUACCAGAGCAAACUGAGACUUCAUCUAGGAGGAAACAAAGCAAAGCAAACAAUCCAUGAAGCUUUGCACAUGACAAGCUUAGGAACCAAUGAUUUCCUUGAAAACUACUACUCAUACCCCGGCCGGUCGAAUCAAUACUCUAUCGAACUAUACCAAGAUUUUCUCAUUGGAAUUGCAGGAAAUUUCAUCAAACAACUCUACGGUCUCGGAGCUCGGAAAAUAUCCUUAGGAGGCCUACCUCCGAUGGGGUGCUUGCCAUUGGAGAGAACCACCAAUAUGAUGGGUGGAAAUGACUGCAUUUCAAGUUACAACAAUGUGGCCUUGGAGUUCAAUGGCAAGUUGAAGACCUUGACUACAAGCCUCAAUAAAGAGCUUACUGGGAUCAAAUUGGUUUUUUCAAACCCAUACGAUAUUUUCAUGCAGAUUAUAAGAAGGCCUUCUUCGUAUGGAUUCGAGGUGGCUGCGGUGGCUUGCUGUGCUACUGGGAUGUUUGAAAUGGGCUACGCAUGCAAUCGAAACAACCCGUUCACCUGUACGGAUGCAAGCAAAUACAUAUUCUGGGAUUCCUUUCAUCCAACUGAGAAAGCAAACCAUAUAAUCUCUGAUUAUGUGGUGAAAAAUGUAUUAGCCCAGUUUCUUUAAUUCUCUUUAAAUUCAAGAGCACUGUACACCUCAUAUGCUUAAUUAGUGAUCAUAUAUAUGUUCUACAAAACACUCGGUUUAGUCACACAUGCAGUUACUUGGUACACGUGUAUUGAUGUAUUUAUUAAAUUAUAUCUUGGUCCUUAAUUUAUCAAUCUUAUUGUUUUU